AUGAUAGUAGAUAGCGCUACUGCCCUCUAUAGAACAGAUUUUACUGGGAGGGGUGAGCUCUCUGCCCGACAAAUGCACCUUGCAAAAUUCCUCAGGAGCCUUCAGAAGUUGUCAGACGAGUUUGGCGUGGCUGUUGUAAUCACAAACCAAGUAGUUUCCCAAGUGGAUGGUUCAGCAAUCUUUGCCGGACCUCAAAUCAAGCCUAUCGGUGGUAACAUCAUGACUCAUGCUUCCACAACAAGGUUUGUUCUAGAAGCCCUAAUAUCCCAUAUUGGCUCUCCGGAAGGGAAGAGGGGAAGAGGGGAAGAGCGUAUUUGUAAAGUAAUAAGUUCGCCUUGCUUGGCUGAAGCCAAAGCACGGUUUCAAAUUUCUCCAGGUGGUGUUUCUGAUGUCAAGGACUAA
This is a messenger RNA of Hibiscus syriacus, 402 nucleotides long. RefSeq names its product DNA repair protein RAD51 homolog B-like. The record is from RefSeq and is a predicted model, not a curated record. NCBI's taxonomy places the organism in Eukaryota, Viridiplantae, Streptophyta, Magnoliopsida, Malvales, Malvaceae. Gene Ontology annotation, cellular component: condensed nuclear chromosome. Gene Ontology annotation, biological process: DNA repair; DNA strand invasion; mitotic recombination. The transcript has 3 exons. Bases 1 to 402 code for a protein of 133 amino acids. Gene Ontology annotation, molecular function: single-stranded DNA binding; ATP-dependent DNA damage sensor activity; ATP binding.